UUUCAGAUUUUACGUUCGUUUUUCAUUCAUUCGAGUCUCUCGAAAUAACGCGUGUUUGUUCUUAAAGUGACAGCGCGUUACACACAGGCUCAGAAGACGCUCAGACCGCAGGAAACCUGGUUACAUGCAUUGAAAGAAUUACAGAGACAUGUCCAAAGAAUCAGAGAUGGGAAGCAAUUCGCAUCACAACCAGGAAGCCGCUCUGGAGCCUGCAGACUCUACGCUCUGGUUUCGCAGCUACUUGCAUGGAGGGACGUCGAGCCUCAUCUCCACGCUGACCACCGUCAUUACCUUCCCUCUGUACAAGACCGUCUUCCGCCAGCAGCUGGACAGCACUUUAGUGCGAGAGGCGGUGGCCCAGUUGCUCAGGGAGGGUCCGGUAAAACUGUACCGCGGUGUGGCACCACCCUUACUGAUGAGGUCCCUGAACGGGACGUUCCUGUUCGGCUUCCAGGACACCUUCCUGCAGCAGCUUUCACUCUGGGACACAUCUCCUGUUCCCAGGAGUGCCCUCCCUGCUCUGGCAGGUUUGGGGGCAGGUGUACUGGAGGCCGUGCUCUUUACCCCAUUUGAGCGCGUGCAGAACGUCCUGCAGAACAGUAAGAAUGACACUAGCCUUCCUACAUUAAGAAGCAUAUUGCGCAAACUAGCCUCAAAACCGUUGGCAUCAGGGUACUACACUGCCUUUCUGCCUAUACUCGUCCGUAAUGCCUUAGGGAGCAGCCUGUAUUUUGGGCUGAAGGACCCCAUGUCUGAGACUCUCAGGGCUUGUGGCUGUUCUCCUUUAGCGUCCUCCUUUAUUGCUGGUGUGUUGAACUCAAUGGUGAUCAGUCUGCCGCUGUACCCUCUCUCUGUGCUGGUGGCUAACAUGCAGGCCCAGGUGGAUGGAGGAGGCGGAGGGGUUAAGAGCAGCUGGCAGAGGCUUUGGGCAGCCCGUCAGCACAAGCUGGUUCUUCUGUACCGUGGAGGAUCACUGGUGAUCUUCCGCUCCUGCAUCACCUGGGGAAUCACCACUGCCAUAUACGACCAGCUGAAGAGGCACUCCAGAACCUCAGGUUAACAGGCAAUGCUGUUGCUUGAUACAGUUUCGCAGGGAUGUCAUUUAAAGUAUCGCCAACCUGCUGAUGUAUUCACUGGUCCAAUAAUGAUGCACGAGUUGACAUGUAUACUGUAUAGCCAAUGUUAAGGAAUGAAACUGUACAGUUGUUCAGUUAUAUUAAAAUGUGAAACAAUCCACAUGCAAUUAAGGGAAAAUGCCUGCUUUGCUUCUUAGUCCACUACAAAUACCGUUUGUC
Molecule: messenger RNA, 1295 nt
Organism: Sinocyclocheilus grahami
Lineage: Eukaryota; Metazoa; Chordata; Actinopteri; Cypriniformes; Cyprinidae
Product: solute carrier family 25 member 53
Exons: 3
Coding region: 149-1060 (303 amino acids)
Cellular component (GO): mitochondrion
Molecular function (GO): NAD transmembrane transporter activity
Source: RefSeq, a predicted model, not a curated record